CUUGACCAAACCAUUUUGCUGAUAUGCAAAUCAAGCUAAUUUAAAUAACAAUAGCUUUCCCUCGUCUGCACAUUCUGCAUUUCGAUAUAAACCACAACACAGCUGCAGCUGGGGGGCAGGCAAGCAAUAGCAUUAACAAUGGGGAAGAUUGCAUUUUUUGAGGAUAAGAAUUUCGAAGGCCGAAGCCAUGAGUGCAGCACUGACUGUCCUGACCUGCGCUCUUACUUCGGCCGCUGCAACUCCAUCAAGGUGGAGAGCGGCUGCUGGGUUCUGUACGAGCAUCACAACUACAGCGGCAACCAGUACGUCCUGAGUCCCGGGGAAUACCCUGAUCACCAGCAGUGGAUGGGAUUCAAUGACAGCAUCAAGUCAUGUCGCUCUAUCAAAAAUGUAUAUGGGAAGUCCUGGAAGAUCAGAUUCUACGAAAAGAAGGAUUUCGCAGGUCAGGCGGCAGAGUGCGCUGAGGAUUGCGCAUCAGUUUACGAGGCCUUCAAGUUCCAGGAGGUCCACUCCUCUGUGGUUAUGGACGGUGCGUGGGUCCUCUACGAGGAGCCCAACUACCACGGACACCAGUACUUCCUGGAACGUGGCGAGUACCACAACUAUACAGACUGGGGCGCCACGUCCCCUGCUGUGGGGUCCUUCCGCAUGAUCACAGAGUUCUAGAACAUCAGUAUCCACGUAGGGUUCUGCAGCCGCAUAAAAGAGCUAUGUGAAUGCUCAGGUCACCCAAGUUCUAGAAUCCCAAUGAAAAUCAGGCUUAGAACACGGAGUUCAAUUCCUGUUCCGGUUCCAAAGCCCGAAGAGAACUAACAUUCCAAAUUCUUCCAGGGUUCCAGAGUCCUAACGCCACUGAGGUUCCUGAAUCUAGAACCCUCAAUAAGAGUUCCAGAAGGCUUAGAUCUGAGAACCA
This is a messenger RNA of Cottoperca gobio, 913 nucleotides long. It is a transcript of the gene crygs3, whose product is annotated as crystallin, gamma S3. NCBI's taxonomy places the organism in Eukaryota, Metazoa, Chordata, Actinopteri, Perciformes, Bovichtidae. Gene Ontology annotation, molecular function: structural constituent of eye lens. The transcript has 3 exons. The record is from RefSeq and is a predicted model, not a curated record. The coding region runs from base 139 to 666 and encodes 175 amino acids. Gene Ontology annotation, biological process: lens development in camera-type eye; visual perception.